Messenger RNA from Pocillopora meandrina, 3399 nucleotides. The record is from the annotation of a GenBank genome assembly. NCBI's taxonomy places the organism in Eukaryota, Metazoa, Cnidaria, Anthozoa, Scleractinia, Pocilloporidae.
AUACACAUGACUAGUUCCACAGCAUAAUAUUAUUUAAAUUUGAGAAACUUGCUUACUUCAGCAUGUCGUCGCAUCCGAACAGAACAACAGUAAUGACACAGCCAAGCAUUUAACUGAGUUGGAGAAUCGCGUAAAAUAGCCCAUCAAAAUCUAGUAAAUUCAAUCGAUAUGUGAUUGACGUUAAGCAGCAACAUGCAAUGCCCAAUGCAGGCUUCCUCGAUUAUCAAACUCAACGUCGGCGGUCAUUACUUCACCACACGUCUUCAAACACUGACCAAAGAUCCAAACUCAAUGCUAGCCGGCAUGUUUUCAGAGAGAUUUGAAGAGAAAUUAGGCGAAGACGGCGCUUUCUUCAUCGACCGAGAUGGAUCUCACUUCCGAUUUAUACUCAAUUACUUGCGCACAGAGGAAUUAACUUUACCCGUGGGGGCAAAUUUUCUUCAGGAACUUAAGAAAGAAGCUGAAUUUUACCGGAUCCAAGGAUUGAUAGAUGAAAUAAAUAAGUCAGGGAGGGGCGUCGUUAAACUUAAUGUCGGUGGUCACUACUUCACAACAAGUCUUCAAACACUAACCAAAGAUCCAAAUUCGAUGCUGGGCACAAUGUUUUCUGGGAAACACGACACGAGAGCCGGGGAAGAUAGCGCUGUUUUUAUUGACCGAGAUGGAACUCACUUCCGGUUUAUACUUAAUUUUCUGCGCACUGGGAAACUAACUUUGCCGGAAGGAGCAACAGCUCUCGCUGAAUUCAAAGAAGAGGCUGAUUUUUACCAGAUUCCGGGGAUAUUAGAUGAGCUAGAUGAUACAAAGCUGAAGUCGGAGAUCCUGACAGACGAAGAACAACAAAACCUGUUGUUAAGCUGGUUGCCUCCUCACGGCGACGUGAGAAGACGUCGCCUCCGUCUUUUGUUCCGUGCUUCUCGAGACGGCUUCGCGGCAAAUACCUUUCACGACAAAUGUGAUAACAAAGGACCCACAAUCGUUCUCGUGCAGAGUGGAAAUUAUGUUUUUGGAGGAUUCACGGAGAAAUCUUGGAUGAAAAGUAAGUCAUGUGUUGAAUGUUCAAGUUUACACUUGACGUUAAAGUCGUCUCGAGACGACUUUAACGUCUUAGACAACUUUAACGUCUCUAGCAUAAAAACGGCCAUUAACAACAAACUGCUCUUGGCAUUAACCGUGCCAGAUUUUUUCGGUCACAACAAAAUUCAGAAACUUUAUUUCUUACCGAUUUUUACCGCGCUAUUAAAGUUUACUUCUUUUCGAAAAGUAAAAUUGUUAUAUCUUUUCACUUCUUGAAGAACUUUAUUAUCCUGGGCUAUUUAAUUGAAACCUUGAGUGUUUUACCUUGACAGUUCGAGCAAACUGGUGAAACUGUAGAACGACAUGCAUCAAUCCAGAACUUUUGUAAUUUCAUAUUCAGACGGGGUCAUAUAUAAUGCCGAAUCGAGCAUGAAUGUGAUCGAUUAUGCAAUCAGAACCAUGUGGUCACGCAAUAUACGGCUUCGUCGAAUUGCGUUAGCUUUUAGUUUCAGCUUCCAGCGAUCAUCAAGAGUGACUGUUGACCAAAAGAUAGUCUACGACAGGAAUAUCAAAGCACCCAGUGGCUGCGUACGAUAAUUGAGUAGAAAUCCGCCAGGCUUAAAUACAAUAGGCCAUUUUUUGUUCCCCUUGCACUGAUUCAUCUCUUUAGUUAACUUUAAUUUCUUACUCUCAUUUCCAAAAUGUAAUCGAAGGCACGGUGCUCUAUUCAGCAUUUUACAGGUCACCAUUUCAUUAACAGGUCAGCCAGGUAACACCAUCUGCACACAAGCGUUCCUGUUCAGUUUGGCCAACCCAGAUGGUCUGGAACCAACCAAACUACCACUUAAGAGUAACAGCCAUCAGUGUGCUAUUCUCUACAGCAGCGGCAACGGGCCAACAUUUGGCAACGUCGACCUCCACAUUGCAGAUAAUGCAAACACGUCUUCUUCGAGCUCUAGUAUUCUCGGCCGUGCAUACGAGAAACCACCAGCAUGGAAGAACACGUCCUUAGCAGGAGAAAGAAACUUCGUGGUAAAGGACUACGAAGUGUUUGGAUUCCAACCCUGACUCAAAACGGAUCAUACGCGGGCAAUAUCCGGGACUUUGUGUAGAUCAAGAGCUAAUGAAUCCAAUUUGUUUUCUUGGCGAAAAUUGUCAGGGAAUAAUUUGCUUAAAACGGCUUUUUUUUUAAAGGAAAAGUGCUUCAAUGUCUCUGGUCCGAGACGUGAAGUCACUCAGAAAAACUGCUUAUUCGUACUGAAUCCUGUUUAGGACAGAUUGGUGAAAAAUUAUGGCCCCGCUUACGACAGAAUGAUGCAAAAACCAACUUUGUCCCAACUCUGUAUUCUAGCAGUUGCCUCUAUACCCUCUACGAGGAUGUAACCACCGGCAGGUUUUUUUAUAUCACAAGGCCGGAUUCUUAUCUCCAACCUAUUUAUCAGGUCAGGCCGGAGAUUGCGGGUAUUCAGGUAUCGGUCUUUUUGUACAUAGUGAGAGAUUAGGAUUUCUAGUAUGUAUACACGAUUCAACAACCAGAGGCACCUUUUAACAAGUGGUGUUAAACUUUUAUCAUUUUUUUGAAAACGUAUACUGGUAUAUUGCGAGAAAGAAAUUCGCGGAAAUCAAUUGUCCACUACCCUCUCCUCCUUGGUCAGGCCUGAUUAACAGACCCAUGUUUCUACCUUGGAGCGUAUUAUUUGCAUAAAUCUCCCUAUCUGAUUUAAUACAUUUAGGAAAUCAAUAUUCUGAAUGCAAGAAUUGACUGGGGAUGAUAAAACACAAAUAAAUAGAUGAAUAAAUAAAGAUAUAUGCCUGUUGAGCGCUGACCAUGUGCAGAUGCUUAUUCGACACCAUAUCAUUUUUCCGAUCGUUAAAUUGCUAUUAAAAUGUGCCCUCAGACUGGAGUAAGAUAAUUAGAUGAGUGAUUGAGGGGCUGGGUGUGGAGAUUUUGGACCAGGCAAGAAUUUCCUUGUACACCUUUUCAGCAAUAAAAUGUAGUCUCAGUGAAAUUGACUAAUUGACUCCUACUAAUGAUUAGCAUGCAAAUUCUCCUCGCAGAUUUCGAAACAUUAUUCGGAAAAAAAGUCCAUGAAAAUAACAGACUUAUCAACCGGGGGGUUUUAUGUUGAUAUCUCCCAAAAAGUUUUCAAAGAAAUGAAUGGCAGCUAGUUGGGAGAAUUCAAGAAUAAUCACAAGUUGGGAGUCAAAAGUUUAUUGUGUGCUAUUACUUGAUAAUCCGUGUAAGUGAACUUUAAGCGAAAUUUUUGGAAACUUAGGAACCAGUUCGCUCGAUAUCAUCUCUGCUCAGUUUAACUUAUUAUUUGCAUUGCUUUUUGUAACUAAUUGGCCAGUCAGCACAUUGAUAAAUAAAGACAUCGUUGC